AUAUUAGAUGAGACUAUAGCGCUAAAUUAAUUGUUGAUUUAUUUUAAUUUUAAAAAUUCAUAUCCUUUUUUAUAAAUUUUAGCGUACUUAUGGUAACAUUUUGAGUCUAGAAUUUAAUAAAAUGUCACAUUUUGUAAAAACUUCAGAAAAAGUAUCUGACGAAGAUUUAAUUCGUAGUUUAUUAUAUUGCUUUCAAGGUGUUGAUAGCUCGUAUGUUGUUUUUAACAGAACAACUAAGGAAUUUGAAGUUAAUUCUAAGUUAGAUUUUUACCAAACUGACAAAUGUAAUCGACUUAUGGAGUUAGGCUAUUUACAUAGAAUUGUCCAAGAAUAUAUUGAUAAAAAUAGCAAUAAUAAAAAUGGAUCUGUUGCUUCAGGUGUAGCUAGCUGUUUACAUACAGAACUUUGUAUAUAUUAUAAUAGCAUCAGUGAACUUCAAAAAGAGCUAGAAGAUUCGUGUGAAAAUUCUAAAUCUUAUUUCCUUGGAAAUAUUUUAUGCUGGUCAGUAUUAUGGUUAGGACAGUUACAAGAUUUAGCUCAUACUGUGAAAUUAAUUGAAGAUUCUAAACAUGGAGGUGAACUUGUGUCUGUAAUAACGCCAUUUGCAUUCUGUGCAAAUCCUUUUCUCCGACAAAUGGCAAUCAAUAUGAUAAAAAUUGCAACAAGACCACUAAUGAUGAUGAUGUGCCAUUGGAUGGUAGAUGGAGAACUUCUUGAUCCAUAUGAUGAGUUUUUUAUUUCUCAACGUCCAGGUAUUACAAACUUUGAUAUGUGGAAUAAUCGUUAUGAAAUAAGAGAAUCAAUGGUUCCUGCCUUUUUUACAAAAGACAUUAUCAAUAGUAUUUUUCGUACGGGUCGUUAUAUCAAUUUUCUUCACACAAUAUGUGGUAGUAAACCUGAACUUUCACCAUCACGAGAAGUAUUAAAGGAACUAAGGAAUUCAGGAGAUAAAGAUUUAUUUCCUAUGUUAGAACAAGGAAGUAUCAUAUCAGAUAUGAUUAAUAAGGCAUGUACAGAAUCAUCUACCAUGGUAUUAGAUAUUUUAAAAGAAAAGUUUAAAUUGUUUUUACAUUUUGAAGGUCUAAGGCGAUAUAUGUUGCUAGGCCAGGGAGACUUUGUCACAACUCUAUUAGAAAUUCUUCAACCUCACUUAGACAAGCCAUCAGGUUCUCAUGGAUCCCUCAUGUUCCAAAACUUUUUAGAUACAGCAGUUAGGAUGAGUAAUGCCCAACAUGAUGACCCAACAAUAUUAAAAACUCUUGAUGUAAAACUAUUGCUAACAUCUGGGGAAGAUUAUGGUUGGGAUAUUUUUCAAUUGAAUUAUUCUACCGAUGGUCCUUUAGAAACAAUAUUUGAAUUUAGUCGUAGUGGAAAGUAUUCAAUAAUUUUUGUAUUUUUGUGGCGUUUAAAAAGAAUUGACUUUGUAUUAUCUCAAAUGUGGAGGGAAUUGAAAUUACUAAUGAAAAACUCAUAUUACAUAGUUCCUGAAAUUAGAUCAGCUUUAAAAUUGACAAAUAAUUUAGUAGCCGAAAUGGUUCAUAGCAUAAGACAGAUACAAUUCUAUGUGUUGUCUGACGUUAUUGAAACUGAAUGGGAACACUUUCGUCAAGCAAUUAACAAAGCAACUCUUUUAGAAACUGUAAUUGAUGCUCAUAAUAAAUUUCUUAAAAAUAUAUUUAAAAGAUCGAUGCAAACUGAGGAAUCACAUGAUUUAUCAAAAAAGAUGCGCCAACUGUUUGAAUCAGUCCUUGAGCUUCGUGGAAUUCAGGAAAAAUUUCACAGUCAAUCUGAAUAUGAAAUGCAAAGAAGAAAGAAUCUUGAUAAAUAUAUUGAAGUACAUGGUACAUGUAAUGAAAUAGAAAAUAAUGAUAUAGAAUUAAAAGAAAUAUUCAACUAUGAAGUUAAUAAUUAUGAAACUAUCAUAAAAGACAUAAGUAAUUCUUAUAAGACUGAUUUGAUACAAUUUUUAAAAAAUCUUAUAAAAAUAUCUACUGAUAAUGAAGAAGCACUACAGUCAUUAGCCAAUCGUAUUAAUUUUAACCAAUAUUAUAGUAAAAAUGAUCAAGAAAUAGAAAAAUGUGCAACAUAUGUAUGUAGAUCUCAAAUGUCAAAAUUUUUACCCAAAGGUUCUAGGAAGCUAAAUAAAUAAAGAAAUGGUGUAAAAUUUGUUUAAAUACUUACAAAAAUAUUACUAGUGAUUUUACUAGUUUACUUACUUUAUAUAAAUAGUACUGAAAAUGAAAUAUUGUUAACUAUAAUUUUUUUUUACUUGUAUUUUGUGUGUGAAGAUUUUUAUUAUUAUAAGUAAAUAAUUUUUAUUCAUUA
Molecule: messenger RNA, 2325 nt
Organism: Daktulosphaira vitifoliae (grape phylloxera)
Lineage: Eukaryota; Metazoa; Arthropoda; Insecta; Hemiptera; Phylloxeridae
Product: gamma-tubulin complex component 3-like
Exons: 12
Coding region: 122-2149 (675 amino acids)
Biological process (GO): mitotic cell cycle; microtubule nucleation; cytoplasmic microtubule organization
Cellular component (GO): equatorial microtubule organizing center; gamma-tubulin small complex; spindle pole
Molecular function (GO): gamma-tubulin binding; microtubule minus-end binding
Source: RefSeq, a predicted model, not a curated record